GCAGGCAAGCUGUCUCCCCUGCGCUUUGAGCGCCGCCAGCUGCAGCCCGGCGACGUCCGCAUCCAGAUCGCCUACUGCGGCAUCUGCCACUCGGACCUGCACAAGGUGCGCAGCGAGUGGGGCGUGCCAACCAACUUCCCAUGCGUGCCAGGCCACGAGAUAGUGGGGAUCGUGACUGAGGUGGGCAGCGUCGUGGGCGGCUUCCGCGUGGGCGACCGCGCCGCCGUGGGCUGCAUGGUGGGCUCCUGCGGGGACUGCACCAACUGCGGGCGCGACCUGGAGCAGUACUGUACCGGAGUUGUGUGGACCUUUGACUCAGCCGACCCCCGCGAGGGCGGCGCCAUCACCCGGGGCGGCUACUCCACGCACAUCGUCGUGAACGAAAAGUUUGUGCUGCACCUGCCAGACGGCCUGCCCAUGGAUGCUGCCGCGCCGCUGCUGUGCGCCGGCAUCACCACAUACUCGCCCCUGCGCCACUUUGGGCUGGACAAGCCGGGCGUGAGGGUCGGCGUGAUUGGGCUGGGCGGGCUGGGCCACAUGGCGGUGAAGCUGGCCAAGGCCUUCUGCUGCGAGGUCACCGUCAUCUCCACCUCCCCCAGCAAGGAGGAGGAGGCGUGCGGCCGCCUGGGCGCAGACCGCUUCCUGGUCAGCCGCGACAGCGAGCAGAUGGCGGCAGCCGCUGGCUCGCUGGACGGCAUCAUCGACACUGUGUCGGCCAAGCACGACCUCCUGCCCUACCUCAGCCUGCUGGCCACCGACGGCAAGCUGGUGCUGGUGGGCCUGCCGCCAGAGUCGCUGGAGGUCCCUGCCUUCGCCCUGACCUCCCGGCGCGGCGCGGUUGCCGGCUCCGGCAUCGGCUCCGUCAAGGAGACUCAGGCAAGGGCCCCGCCCCUUCCCCCGCCGUCUGCCUGUGUGCAGGAGUUGCUGGACUUCUGCGCCCAGCACAACAUCGUGGCCGACAUCGAGAGGAUCGGCGUGGACUAUGUCAACACAGCCAUGGAGCGCCUGGAGAAGGGCGACGUCAAGUACAGGUUCGUGAUAGACGUCCAGGGGAGCCUCGUUGCUUAG
Molecule: messenger RNA, 1068 nt
Organism: Chlorella variabilis
Lineage: Eukaryota; Viridiplantae; Chlorophyta; Trebouxiophyceae; Chlorellales; Chlorellaceae
Exons: 12
Biological process (GO): lignin biosynthetic process
Molecular function (GO): cinnamyl-alcohol dehydrogenase activity; zinc ion binding
Source: RefSeq, a predicted model, not a curated record